AUGCGCACAUUAGAAAAAGCUGCACGAGCCGCCCAUAUCGAAGGAAGAAGAUGGCAAGAUGAGUUAGAUACUUUUCUUUUGAAUUACAGGUCAACGCCGCAUGGCAGAACUGGUAUCAGCCCGGCAGAGCUUCUAUUCAAUCGAAAAAUUCGGAAUAAACUGCCAAAUGUGGACCGGUUAGACCCCAUGCCCUCAGACAUCGAAGACAGCCAUGAAAAAGCUAUCAAUAACGACUCUAAGAGAAAGGAGAAGAUGAAGAAAUAUGCGGACAAACGGAAUCAGGCAAAGAACAUUAAUCUUCAAAUAGACAGCAAAAGAAAAAUAAGCUAUCUACCCCAUUUG
This is a messenger RNA of Paramuricea clavata, 342 nucleotides long. NCBI's taxonomy places the organism in Eukaryota, Metazoa, Cnidaria, Anthozoa, Malacalcyonacea, Plexauridae. The record is from the annotation of a GenBank genome assembly.